GUCGGAGACUCGCGCAGAAACUGUACAAACAAAGUGGCUGAUGAGCAUUACUGGAACCAUGGCACAGAAGACCAGAUAAGAGGCUCAGCAGCAGUUCAUUUCAGAAGUCGUCAGUUUGUCGUCUCGAAAUUGUGUGAAACCACCCUCGAGAUGCCUCCGUACGGGGAACACACCCGACAGCAGGGCUACAAGCGCAUUGCCGCCGACGAAACAAGAGCAUCUCGGUCACGGCGUUCGAGGUCACGUUCGCGGUCACGUUCACCGCGGAGAAAGAUUGUGGCUUUCAAGGCGAACAAGCAGGAAGAAGAUCCACUCCGAAAAAGCUUGAAAGCAGACUGGAGCUUUCUCCAUGAAGGUGUUCUGUUUGGACGCGACGAGGAGAUAGUCGUCCUCCAGGAGGCUUUUAAGCGUCGAAUCGAUCGAGCUGCCGGUGACCAACCUGAGCUUAUCUUAGUGCAAGGAGACUUUGGAACGGGAAAGAGCGCGUUAGUCAAAACAGCAUUGCGGGAUUAUGUCAAGCGACACAAUGGUUAUUUCGCCCUUGGCAAAUUUGAUCAAUAUGCUACAACCGCUCAUCCCUGCGGUCCCAUCACAAACGCCUUGAACCAGCUAGCAAUGGCACUCGAAGAGAAGCAAAAGAAGGACACGUACAAUCCGCUGCCACCUUCUAAAAGGAUACUGGACGAGGUGGGUUUGGAAUAUUGCCAAGUUCUUGCCUCGAUGGCUCCUGGAUUGGCCCGAUUUUGGGGACUUCAUUCAAACGACAAGGGGGCGGGUUCUGUUCAGCAGCUUUGCCAGGAUCGGGUAAAGGUCGCACUUUCCAAGUUCUUCAGAGCCAUUAAGCAACCUGUUGUUUUAGUCAUGGAUGAUCUACAGUUCGCGGGCACCAGGGCGCUGAGUCUGCUGGAAACAUUGAUUGAAACCAACACCAGAAUUGCUGAUGAUAUUGCUUGCUUAACCGUCGUCGGCGUGUAUCAGUCAAACGGUGCACCACAAGACCAUCCGUGUACCAUUAUGCUGGAUCGAUUGGAAGAUGAAAAGAACACCAACAUUCUUCGUAUCCUUGUUGAGAACUUGAGUAUAUCAGAUACCGAUGCAUUGCUCUCGCGGGUGCUACGUCAGCGAAAGGAACUUUGUCUCCCUCUGGCGGAAAUCGUUCAUGAGAAGAGUCGACGGGGAAACGUUGACUUUGUUUUACGCUAUCUGAAAGAACUGCUUGAGUCAGGUGUUCUAGUGGCAGAAAGGCGGGCAUCGUCGGGAAGCUAUAACAAACGAUAUCAUGAUUUGAAUUGGAUGUGGGAAGACGACAAGUGGUAUGAACUCGAGGUACGACAACGUCUAAAUGUCGAAGAUAUGGCCUCUCAGCAGAUUCAGCGGCUCCCUGGGACCUUUCAAGGUCUCCUCAAGAAAAUGGCAUGUAUCGGAGCGGAAGUUGAUCUUGAGGUUCUUGUAGUGGCGCUACGCGGUGGUUUCUCCGAGAAGCGCGGGGACGGGGACAAUUUCGGCGGCUAUGAUCAUGACAGAGUGAAGGUUAUGCUUGCGCUGGCCAUCCAGGAGGAUUUGAUUUUGGAGCAGCUGCCGGAUCGACCCGGAAGGUACGCCUUUCGGCACGAUCGUGUGCAACAAGCUGCGUACAAUCUGAUCCCAGAAGAUGAACGAAUCAAAGAGCAUUGGCAAAUUGGACGGGCGCUCCUUGACCGAUUAAGCCCAGAAACACUGGAUCAAAAUCUGUUCCUUGCAGUGAAUCAACUGAUCCCAGGAAUUGAGCUCUUAGCCGACGAUAUUGACAAACAGGGCAUGCCGCGGCUGUUUACGAGGGCUGGUAAGAAAGCCAACAAGCUAGCGGACUUUGAAGCUGCUCGCACCUAUCUUGAUGUAGCUUCACAGCUGCUUUCGUCCCGACAUUGGCAAGAUCAGUAUCGUCUCAGUCUGGAGUUGUAUUGCUCCCGAGCCGAAGCAGAAUGCUGUGCCGAAGACUAUGAGGCCAUGAAUGCGACAAUUACGGAAAUCCUCGGCAAGUGCCAAUCGUCGCCCAGCGACCAGAUGAGGGCAAAUUUGAUCCCUCUCCUCAAACUAGACAAGAAGAGCUACAAUUCACAUGAAGCCAUGGAUCUGUGUUUCCAGCUGCUCGGAACGCUCGGGGAAAAGUUCCCCACCAGAACGAGAUUGGUCUUUGGUGUCUCUGAGCAGCUGAAGGUCAAAUGGCAGUUGCGUUCGAUGUCUGACGAAGACAUCUGUAACCUGCCAUUGCUUGAUGUAUAUGAUGCAGAGAAGACUGCCACGGUGUCCAUCCUAUGGCACCUACUUCGGUACAGCUGCUUUGAGGCAUCGGACUACUUCCCAGCCGUGAUCCUUCGUGGGGUCAAGUUGACACUCAAGUAUGGAGUUUCUGAGCUGUCGUGCGCCUCGCUGGCCGCGUAUGGCCUUGUCCUCUGUUCCCUCGGUGACUAUGAUGACGGAUACCGUUAUGCCAAGCUGGGAAUGAAGCUGAUGAAACGAUUUCCUCGUUGCCGAGCUCAAAUCAUGCCCAAGGUCUGCUGCUACUCCUAUGGUAUGGUCUACCCUUGGAAGCUUCCUGUUGGACCAACUACUUCAUCUCUACGGACAGCCAUCGAUACAGCAUUGGAUACUGGAGACCUUGAGACGGCAAUGGUGGCGUCCUACACAAGCCUUACCAACAGUUUUGUCGCGGGGGAGAGACUUCCUGCAUAUGAUCGCCGGAUAUCUCAAUGCGAAAAGAUCAUGACUGUCCAAGGCCCAUGGCUUUCUUUGACCAAGUUGGAGAAGCAACACGUGGACCAUCUUAUGGGAAGGUCUGAGAGCCCGUUUCCGGCGUUGUCGUCGAUUGAUGGCUCAAAAGACGCCAUGAAUGAUUGGGAGUAUUACCAAUUCUCGUCGUCUGCCAUCCAAAUGCAGUUGGCCUAUCAUUUCGGAGACAUUGACAAGGCGUUGGCAAGCGCCAACAGCGCGCGCAAAGUCAAGGGGGUAGUCAAAGCGUCUAUCUAUAUCACCAUUCUCCAUGUUUACGACGGUCUAACAGCGCUGGAAGCGGCUCGUCGUUUGAAGGGCAAUCGACGACAACGGCUAGUGUCAUCGGCACGUCGCAGCCUGAAGCAGCUCAAGAUUCUUGCUGAAGUUUGCCCCGAAAAUAUUAUGCACAAGCUACAUCUUCUGAAUGGAGAACUCGAGGCAUUCAACGGGAAACUUAAUGAAGCAGUUGCAUCUUUCAAGCUGGCCAUUGACAAUGCGGCUGAUCGGGGAAUCUGGCAGUUUCUUGCACUUGCCCACGAACGUGCUUCCAUGGCUUAUCAUCGAGUUGGCAGGACUACGGAGCACAGCCGCAAGGCAAAGAAUCAUCUCAACAACGCUAUCGAGGCCUACUCAGAAUGGGGUGCAUGCAGUUACGUGGAACACCUCAUGCAGAGGAAGAGCGACAUUCUAGAGGUGUGGUGACAAUGGGAUCUGCUAAAAACUAUUAUUAAUGUGUAAGCAGAAAAGCUAAAGUAAAUUUACUAAUGUGCCGAGAAAGAUCAACCGUAGCCAAUGGGCAAUGCAUAUAUGAUAUUCCAUUAAGCCUUAUUCUCUGGUCCGCUUCAGG
Molecule: messenger RNA, 3598 nt
Organism: Seminavis robusta
Lineage: Eukaryota; Bacillariophyta; Bacillariophyceae; Naviculales; Naviculaceae
Source: the annotation of a GenBank genome assembly